Molecule: messenger RNA, 4709 nt
Organism: Uloborus diversus
Lineage: Eukaryota; Metazoa; Arthropoda; Arachnida; Araneae; Uloboridae
Product: tensin-1-like
Exons: 29
Coding region: 71-3676 (1201 amino acids)
Molecular function (GO): protein binding
Source: RefSeq, a predicted model, not a curated record
CCCUUCACUGGUAAAAGCACCUGAAAAAAUCAGAAGAUCUAGGAGCUUAGACAGGCAUCCUACAUUUGCUAUGGAUAUUACAUACGUCACCGAAAGAAUCAUUGUUGUUGUUUUCCCAAAGACAGAAUCUGAUGUCACAUAUAAAAAUAAUUUGAAAGAAGUAACGCGCAUGCUACGCACAAAACAUGGCACAAGCUACAUGGUUUUCAAUUUGUCAGAAAAGCGUUAUGACUUGGCAAAAUUCAACAACAGGGUAUUAGAAUUUGGCUGGCCCCAAAAUCUAGCCCCACCUUUGGAAAGGUUGUGUAGUAUUUGUAAAUCAAUUGACUCAUGGAUAUACAGUGAUCCACAAAAUAUAGCCAUAAUCCAUUCUAAGGGUGAUAAAGGCAGAGCCGGUAUUGUGAUUGCUGCAUAUAUGCAUUAUAGCAACAUUUGUGCAAGUGCUGAUCAAGCUCUUGACAGAUUUGCUAUGAAACAGUUUUUUGAUGACAAAUUAUCAGAUUCUAUGCAGCCCUCACAGAAAAGGUAUGUUCACUACUUUGCUGGUCUUUUAUCUGGUGCAAUAAGAAUGAAUAAUAAUCCUUUAUACUUGCAUCGUCUAAUUAUACAUGGAGUGCCAAAUUUUGAUGCAAGAGGAGGAUGCAAACCUUUUUUAAAAAUAUAUCAAGGGAUGCAGCUCAUUCACACAUCUGGAAUCUAUUCUGCAACGGAAAAGUCUCGAAAGAUAAUAGUUUCCUUCGAUGCUGGACUGCAGGUCAGAGGCGAUGUAUUUAUUAAAUGUUAUCACAAAAGUACCCGUCCUCUGGCAAGGUAUACUAUUUUCCAACUUCAAUUCCACACCUGUACAGUUGAAUCUGAUCACUUGACAUUUGAAAAACAAGAAUUAGACUCUGCAAACUCAGAUUCUCGUUUUCCUUCAGUUGGGAAAGUGGAACUCUUAUUUUCUUUUCAUCGAGAAGACUUCCGAGGAAAUGGCUCGGUUCAAGAUUCUGUUGUGCCCCUUGAUGGUUCCAAUGAUCCUCUAGUGAAAUGGGACUCAUAUGAAAAUUUUGAUAUUAUACCUGAAGAUAAUAUGGAUGAAGGUCCUUUGGAUGGUAGUUUGUACGCUACUGUCACAAAGAAGAAAUAUUCUGAUGUCCUGAUUCAUACACACAUGAAUCAAGACACAUUUGGCGACGUUGAAGGACCCCACAGUAUUGAUUCCGGAAUAUCUUCUAGUUCUGGUAUACGUAACACUGAUGCAGACAGCCAUAUUAUAUCUGAGUCAUCUGCUCCCCGAAGUACCCCAUAUUCCAAUUUCAAAGAUGAACAGGCAGAGCUGGAUGAGUUAGUGCACGGAAUGCUUAAAGAAAUUCAGUCUAUACCUGAUGCUCCGGUUUAUAGUAGUUUAAGGCCCUUUGCUGCAACAUUAACGUCUCAAUCUCCUAAAACACGUAAUUUUAACACCAUAACAUCAACAAACAUGCAAAGAAUCGAGUAUUCAACACCUACCAGCAUCAUCAGUGUGAAUGGAAACAAACAGGUGAACUAUCCAACUUCUACGAAAUCAGACUCUUAUUACCAGAAGCAAGAAGUUUUUUCAGAAGAUGAAGAAAAUAUCCCUUACCAUGCAAGAAAAUCAACUUCACCCUUUUCUUAUGGAGUCCAAAGUCCCGUAUUUGAAAGAAAACGCUUGUUAUCAGAUGGACAUCAACCCCUUGGUCUGCUAGAAAAGACUAAAGGAGAUAACCAAUACUCGUGGCUUCAGAGGCAGCAGGAUAAACUAAAAGCUCGCCGAGAAGGAAGGACGUGGGAAGAUCGUCAUCAGAAAGAACAAUUACUUCUAGAUGAACUAAGAAGGACACAUAAAAGAACGUUGCCAAAUGGUGAAUCAACUGAUGACGUUAGUCUUGGCUUAGAUUUUUCAUCAUCAUCCAGAGAGACAUCACCACCAAAAGGUCUGAGCUACACACUUCCAUUGCAUGUUAACACUUAUAACGGUCAUUCAUCUUCAACACAACCUGCUCCAAUAAAGCCUCCGACGUAUAAGAAUACAAGUGCCCCGUCUUCUCCAUUACUUCCACAAAGGAGUAGCAGCAAAGAAGUGACUCGUUACAGGUACCCCCAGUUUCAAACCCAGAGUAAAUCCCUCACAAGGCAAAAAUCUGAUACAUCGUAUGACAGAGAGCGGCCUUUUGUUACAGCAAAGAAGGCUCACCAACUGGCAAAAGAACAAAUAGCACACAAUCAAACUUCUCCACAGAACGUAAUUGCAUCUUCUGCUGUCUAUGGAAAUAUUUACUCUCCAAAACACGAUGCUCCAGAUUCAGGACUUUUAGGCGUAGCACAUAAUACACCAGCAAAUACAAAACUCGACAAAUUAGAACAAUCCCUUCAAGCUAUAGUAGUACCUUCUCGAAGUCCAACCAGCAGUCCACAUGACAUGCAAAGUUCGCCUCUCCCUUACAUGCAGUCAACACCAAAGAGUAAUUAUAUUGGAGAUUCUGCUUCUUGGUCCCCUUCAGUUGUUGGUUCAAGUCCUCCUAGUAGUCCUUCCAGAAUGGACAGGCCUGUAACACCAGCUUUUCCUGUACCGCCUGGCACACCUUAUCAAAAUCAAGAUAUGACUGGAUCUGCUUUGCCUCCCAAGAGUCCGUUAUUAUCACGUAAAGAUCGCAGUCCUUCCCCGGCCACAAUACCUGGUUUGCAUCAUGACAUCUUGUCUCGUUCAACUAGUUACAAUGGUCAAAGCUCACCUGCUCCAUAUUAUAGUCACUCAAGACCUUCUAGCAUGGUUUCCUUAAAUGAGUCAUCCGAAGCAAUUCAACAUCAGUUAAUGUUUGUGAAAGAUACUUCCAAAUAUUGGUACAAGCCAAAUAUUUCAAGACAACAAGCCAUAGACGUCUUGCGAAAUGCAACACCUGGUACUUUUAUCAUCAGGGACAGCAAUAAUUUCCCCGGUGCCUAUGGUCUGGCAUUAAAAGUUGUAGCACUUCCACCCAAUGUACAAAUUAAGCCAGAUGAUGACAUGUCUAAUGAAUUAGUCAGGCAUUUUCUCAUUGAACCAACAUCUAAGGGAGUGCGUUUAAAAGGUUGUCCCAAUGAGCCUGUGUUUGGAAGUUUAUCUGCCUUUGUUUAUCAGCAUACCAUCACACAGUUAGCUCUGCCAUGUAAAUUGGUACUACCAGAAGAAGAUAUAGCACCAGUCACUGAUGGAAAUGAUAUCAAUCAUGAAUCUUUGUUGGCACAAGGAGCUGCUUGCAAUGUAUUAUACUUGAACAGCGUAGAAAUGGAAUCGCUGACGGGACCGCAAGCAGUCAAAAAAGCCUUUGGGGAAACGUUGGCCUUAAAACCUUUACCAACAGCAGUUCCUGUCCAUUUCAAAGUAUCAAAUCAAGGGAUAACUCUAACAGACAAUACUAGAAAGUCAUUCUUUCGGCGCCAUUAUCCGGUGAAGUCUAUUACACAUUGUGGGUUAGAUUUAGAGGACAGAAAAUGGACUCAAACAAAUGAUGAUGGGGUGCCUAUAAAUACAUGCCGUGUUUUCGGAUUUGUUGCCCGAAAACCUGCAAGUCAAACAGAUAACCAGUGCCAUCUUUUUGCUGAGUUAGAGCCUGAACAACCAGCAAGUGCAAUUGUUAAUUUUGUAACCAAAGUCAUGAUGUCUGGACUACAGCAACCUUCACAGAUGGUUUGAGACAGAGAGCAAUCCUUGUUUGAAAAGGACAUUUUUUUGUGUGUGUGUAAUUUAAAUACAUAAUUUGAGAACAACUUUACUUUGUAAUUAAAAUAUUUUAACCAAGUUUGUACAUAAAAAUAUUGUAAUAUGUAUUAAGAUGCAAUGCAAUGUUGGACAAAGGUUCUUUUUUUUUUUUUUGUACAAUUAUAAAUUUUAAAGAUUCAUUCAAAUUUAUUACGUUUUGAAGAAUAUAUAUUGUAUAUAACUGUAAACAUUUCGAGUAUUGUUUUUAUUUUUCAAAAAGAGAAAUGCGUUUUAUUUAGGAUUAACACAUUGUCGAUGUUAUAUGACUUUUGGAAAAUCCUCAAAAUUUUAUUGGUUUUAUGAUGCUAUUAUGUUUCACUCGUUCCUAAAUAAGUGCCUUUUUUUUUUAAUUGUUGCAUUUAUUACAAUCACUUUUUCUUCAAAUAUGUUCUCUACCCUCUUAAUAAAAACUGAUUUGAUAGAAAUUUGAAGCUCAUUACUUGAUAUUUUACUAACGCUGGAUUAAAUUCCGAAAUAAAGCCACAAGUAACACAUUUUGCAAAGGAAGUGAAUGAGCAUAAACGUCAACUUUUUUAAGAGGGCAAUUUUAUAUUUAAAAUGAAGGUUUUUUGAACUAUUACCAUCUAUUGUUUCAUAAAUGAACUAACCUCUUAACUGUGGCAUAUAUUUCAGAAAAACAAAGAUGUAGGAUGCUCAUAUUUUACGAAUUUUAAAAAAAUUAUCAUAAUAAAUGUAAAGUAAUCUAAAUAACCAUCUAAGCUUUUCUCUUUAAAUUCGCUAUGAUUCUCAGUCCAAACAUUAGAAAGGUUGUGUUUUCGAAAGAUUCAGUCUGGUUUCAGCCGAUAUGGUGAUUCGGUACCAUUCAAUAAUUCUCUUAUUUACCAUGCAUCUACCAACCUUCUUUGCUCGAAUAAGCAGAGAAACUAGACUACCAGUUUCAGUUUAUAUUUUCAUUGAACUAAAAAAAAAAGCUAAAACGUGCGUUGCAGUAAGCAUAGUUUUAGCU